Messenger RNA from Lachancea mirantina, 672 nucleotides. The record is from the annotation of a GenBank genome assembly. NCBI's taxonomy places the organism in Eukaryota, Fungi, Ascomycota, Saccharomycetes, Saccharomycetales, Saccharomycetaceae.
AUGAGCGAGAGACUUUCAAGCACCCGACGUACGUUGCCCGCGAACACCGCGAGCGUACGUCAAUUGGUCAUCAACAAGCAGAACGCUAGAACACUUGCCUCCCGCAAUGCUCUAACGAACCAGAUGGAAGAUGCCCUGGUCAAAUGGAGGCCGCCGGUGUCCUGUCAUGCCGGCUCGACGGCAGCGUUAAGGGGCAAACAUCCGUACCAGAUGGACUCGCCGCCUGGUGGUACCGAGCUGGGUCUGCGUUUUUCCCUAGACACACUGAAACGAUGUUUCGAGACGUUUGGCCAUUCUGCGCACUCCGUGCACUCCAUGGUGGCACGAGAGUCCGCUGCUGACGAUGAUGCCUCCACGGCUAUGUGCUGGUCGGUACAGGAAUUUGGUACGGCAGCGGACAUCGCGACACCGUAUGCAUUGCCGGUGUCGUCAAGCACGCUAAACGAGCGCGAAAACAGCUCGCCCAUGCAAUACAGUUUUCCGAUUCCCGUACAGUACCUUCCGGUAGAGCGCAAUACGGUGGAUGCCAGAACUCAGGCUGCGAGUCACCUGCAUGAAAGAGACGGUUGUUGGCCAAGUACGCAAGCGGUUUGUAUUGCGUCCUGGAACCAGUUUGUCACGGUGGUCACCUGUAGUGGCUCUUCGCAGGGAGUGGACACGGAACACAAUUAA